Molecule: messenger RNA, 1933 nt
Organism: Prorocentrum cordatum
Lineage: Eukaryota; Dinophyceae; Prorocentrales; Prorocentraceae
Source: the annotation of a GenBank genome assembly
AGCCAUCUUCCGCGGCUCGGGGGGUGCGGACUGCGACCCGAUCCGGCUGGCCUGGGAUCCGGCAUGCGACCGCGCCCCCGCGCGGGCCCUUCCUCGGCGUCGCUGGCGCGCCGCGGCGGGCGGCGAUGAUUUCGCGCCCGUCCUCGCCGAGCUUCGCUGCCCCGGGCGGCGCGCCCGAGCGGGCAGCGGACCCCGACCUCGCCACCCAGAGGGCCGUGCGGCAGGACCACCAGCGGGCCGCGUCCAUCCACGAGCUGGCGCAGCGCGGGGAGGCGGAGGUAGUGGAGUACCUGGACGAGCUGGUCGCCAUGCUGCAGAGCUCGGGGCCCAGCGUGAAGCGGGCCGUGUGCCAGGCCUUCCGGGCCGCGGGCCCGCGCGGCUUCGACCACCUGCAGAGCGUGGAGCCGCUGCUGGCCGACCCGGACCCCGGGGUGCGCUACGAGGCCUGCGUGAGCCUCGCGGGCUGCGGGCGCCGCGCGGCGGCCGCCAAGAAGUCCAUCCUGCCCCUGCUGAAGGACCAGAAGGAGACCGUGCGGUUCGCGGCGUGCGUGGCGCUGGGCCGCGCCGACGCGGCCGAGUGGGCGGACAUGGUGGCCCCGCUCCUGCGGGACCCGUCUCCGGAGGUGCAGGGCGCCGCGUGCCUCGCCCUGGGGAGGCUGGGCCUGGCCGGCCGGGGCCACGCCGCGGAGGUGGCGGGGAGGCUGCGCGAGCCGCGCUCGCGGCUGGAGGCCAUCCGUGCCCUGGGCAUGCUGGGGGAGGCGGGCGCUCGCCACUGUGAGCAGGUCCGCGCCUGCCUGCGGGACGAGGACCCAGAGGUUCGCGUGGCGGCCGCGCAGUCGCUGGGGCAGAUGGCCAACGUCAUGCAGGACAGCUCCGCGCUCGUGGCCAAGACGGCGGAGCUGCUGACCUCGCCGGAGGGGCGCCACCGCAUCGCGGCGGCCCUGGCGCUGGGCCACAUGGGCGAGAAGAGCGCGGGCCAGGCGGGCGCCCUGCAGGAGAUGCUGUCCGACAGCGGCGUGGAGCCCGCCUACGGCGCCCUGGCCGCCGGGGGCGCCCGCCGCAUGCCGCCGCCGUGCUGCCGGAAGGCGAAGUGCGCGGCGGCCGCGGCCCUGAGCUCGCUGGUGGUGUCCGGCGGCGCGCGGUCGCCGGAGGAGGUCGCCGGCGCCGUGGCGCGGCUGCUGGAGGACGCGGACUGGGAGGCGCGCGCCGCCAGCUGCGAGGCGCUGGGGGCCAUGGGCGAGCACGCGCGCGGCCAGGCGGCGGCGGUGGGGGCGCUGCUGCGCGACAGCGCGCAGCAGGUGCGGGCCGCGGCGGCGGUCUGCUGCGGCAGGAUCGGCGCCACGGGGCAGUGUCCGGCGCUGGCGGCCGCGCUCGCGGACGGGGCCGCGGCCGUGCGCGCGGAGGCGGCCCUGGCGCUCGGCGAGCUGGGCGAGGAGGGCGCGGGCUUCGCGGGCGGCGUCUUCGAGAAGACGGCGGACGAGUCUCCGAGGGUGCGUGCGGCCGCGAUGAUGGCGCUCGGGCGCAUGGGCGAGACAGGCCGCCUGUACGCCGGCGCCAUCGCCCUGCACCUCUCGGGCGAGGAGCCGGCCGAGGUCAAGGCCGCCGCGGCGCAGGCGCUGGGGGCCAUGGGCCGCCGCGGCGCACUCUACUCGGGAGCCGUCGCCCGCCUGCUGAGCGACCCCGCGUCCAGCGCCACGGCGGAGGCCGUGCUGCGGAAGAUGCGCGCCGAGGACGCGGACGGCCCCCACGGCGCCCUGCUGCGGAAGAUGCGCGGCAUGUGAGGGGGCCGGUCGCCAGCGGGCCAGCGCUGCACGGGCGGGAGCAGGCGUGGCCCCCUGCACUGCCCGCCGCCGCCUCGACCUCCCUCGGCCUCCGUCGACCUGCUCCUCAACAAGACGUCCUCCUGCUCUCCUCCUUCUCCUCCCCUGCUCCU